This is a messenger RNA of Verticillium nonalfalfae, 2007 nucleotides long. It is a transcript of the gene CDC23, whose product is annotated as Anaphase-promoting complex subunit 23. Gene Ontology annotation, cellular component: anaphase-promoting complex. The transcript is spliced from 4 exons. The coding region runs from base 1 to 2007 and encodes 668 amino acids. Lineage: Eukaryota; Fungi; Ascomycota; Sordariomycetes; Glomerellales; Plectosphaerellaceae. The record is from RefSeq and is a predicted model, not a curated record. Gene Ontology annotation, molecular function: protein binding. Gene Ontology annotation, biological process: cell division.
AUGUCCCUGAACGCGCAUGACCUCGCACAGCUUCGAGCUGCCCUGCAAGAUGCAGUGGUGAAGUGCUCGGAGCGCUGCCUCUACCAGUCAGCAAAGUGGGCCGCCGAGCUUCUCGAUGCCAUACCAGACCCCUCGCACGAGGCACAGCCAGACGAAUCCCCUCCUCCUUCUGUACCCGUUGUUCUGACCGCCAAUCCGGACCCCGACGAGGCCCUUCUUGAGGCGAAGGAAGUCAACAAAUACCUGCUCGCCAAGUCCUUCUUCGACUGCCGCGAGUUUGACCGAUGCGCCGCCGUCUUUCUCCCAGACUCCAUGCUGCCGGGCAUAAUAGACCCGAAGCGUGAGAGUGUCGGCGGCACACCUAGCGGCAAGGGCAAAUCGAGAGCCUCGCACGAUGAUGCGCCGGCCACUGUCGACGGUGGUGCGUUGCCCAACCUGAGCCAGAAGAGCCUGUUCCUGGCGCUGUACGCCAAGGUCAUGUCGGGCGAGAAGCGCAGAAACGAGGACUCGGAGAUGGUUAUGGGCCCCCAGGACCUCGGCACCGUCGUCAACAAGCAACUCCUACCUGUGGGCCGCUUCCUCAGCCGCUGGUUCGAGCAGCGGACCACGGAGGAUGGCGAUGUUCUCGGCUCCCAGGGCUGGCUCGAGUACCUAUAUGGCAUGGUACUCGCCAAGGAGAAGAACGAAGACAAGGCCAUGGAAUACUUCAUCCGGAGUGUUCACCUGUUCCCAAUGAACUGGGGCUGCUGGCUUGAGAUGACUUCGCUCAUCACGAGGCUGGAGGAUCUCAACCGCGUAUCGCGACACCUACCGCAGAACAUAAUCUCGUUCAUCUUCCACCUUCACACAUCACUAGAAUUGUACCAGCAAGGGCCCAGUCUGGCCAACUCUCUGGACCAGCUUCUCGGCAUCUUCCCGACCUCCGCAUUCCUCCUCACCUGCAACGCCCUCCUCGCCUACCACGCCAAAGAUCUCGCAGCUGCCGAGCAGCACUUUAGCCGCCUACUGUCGCUCCACCCCUAUCGCUUGGAUUCGCUCGACCACUACUCGAAUAUUCUCUACGUCAUGGAGCUGAGGCCGAAACUUGCCUUCAUCGCUCAUCUGUGCUCGAAUAUCGACCGCUUCCGUCCAGAGUCCUGCGUCGUCGUCGGAAACUACUACUCUCUUCUGUCCAUGCACGAAAAGGCUGUGCAGUAUUUCCGCCGCGCCCUGACGUUGGAUCGCACGUGUCUGUCGGCGUGGACGCUGAUGGGCCAUGAGUACGUCGAGCUGAAAAACACGCAUGCGGCCAUCGAGUCGUACCGCCGAGCCGUGGACGUCAACCGCCGGGAUUACCGGGCGUGGUAUGGCCUCGGCCAGACGUAUGAGGUGCUGGAAAUGCACACGUACAGUCUGUGGUAUUACAAAAAGGCCGCCGGCCUGCGCCCGUGGGACGCCAAAAUGUGGGUGGCCGUCGGGUCCUGCCUGCAGAGGAUGGGCAGGGAACGGGAGGGCAUCAAGGCUCUCAAGCGGGCCCUGCUCGCCGACGCAUACUACGACGUGGGGAGCAGUUUCGGAAGCGGGGAUAUCCUCAGCGGACGGGGCGCAACGGGCCACAUGGACCCGGACGUGCUCUUCCAGAUUGCAUUCAUGUACAACGAGAUGGGCGACAUGGACGAGGCAAAGUCGUACAUGGAGCUCUGCGUCGCGCAAGAGGACGGGGGAGCCGGGGAAACGGCGCUGACAGAAUCCAUAGCGAUACACAACGACUCCCCUGGCGCAUCCGACGACGAGGACGGCCAGGACCGCGAGAGCGCGGCGCGCGAAGGAACGGGCGUCACGGCGGCAACGAGCCGUGCGCGCAUGUGGCUCGCGCGGUACGCCAUGGACACGAAUGACUAUGAGGCGGCCGACAAGCUGGCGACAGAGCUCACGCAGGACGGAUAUGAAGUGGAAGAGGCCAAGGCCCUUGUCAGGGAGGCGCGGUCCCGACUGGUGGGAUAUGAGGAACAGGUCCUCAGCCCAUGA